AGUUAUCGCAAGGGACACAACUGGUAAACAAUGGCUUCCAAAGUGUCACAAUUCAUGCAACUGGGAAGGAAAAUAGUUGCUGUCGGAAGGAAUUACAAAGCGCAUGCACAUGAACUUGGAAAUGCGCUGCCAAGCAAGCCGAUGCUGUUUCUGAAACCAACCUCUUCCUACAUAGCGGAGGGUGAAAAGAUCAGGAUCCCAGAGGGCUGUACUUCACUCCACCAUGAAGUCGAGCUGGGCAUCGUCAUUGGUAAGCCCGGGUCUCGAAUAUCAGAGCAGGACGCCGCCAGUCACAUAGGCGGCUACAUUCUCGCCCUGGAUAUGACUGCCCGCGACUUUCAAGAGGAGGCGAAGAAAAAAGGUCAUCCUUGGUCACUGGCUAAGGGCUUCGACACCUCCUGCCCCGUGAGUGGAUUUAUAGAUAAAGAUAAGAUCUCGGACCCUUCCAAGGUGAGGUUGUGGUUGAAGGUAAACGAUUCUUUGAAGCAGGACGGAAACACUGGCGAUAUGAUCUUCUCAAUCCCACACUUGAUCAGCUACAUUAGUCGCUACUUCCGGCUUGAGGAGGGGGACGUGAUACUCACGGGCACGCCCGAGGGGGUCGGGCCGGUAGGGAGUGGGGAUGUUAUCGAGGCCGGGCUGUCUGACGUGGUCACUAUGAAAUUUCAGGUGGAACAGUCGUAGCGAACUCUGAACUUUGUUUUAUUUAGAUAGUACAUGUAGUAUGUUUACACAGAGAAUACGCAGGAAAUAAAGACAUUGAAUUUCA
Messenger RNA from Mya arenaria, 769 nucleotides. RefSeq names its product acylpyruvase FAHD1, mitochondrial-like. Bases 31 to 684 code for a protein of 217 amino acids. NCBI's taxonomy places the organism in Eukaryota, Metazoa, Mollusca, Bivalvia, Myida, Myidae. Gene Ontology annotation, cellular component: mitochondrion. The transcript has 3 exons. The record is from RefSeq and is a predicted model, not a curated record. Gene Ontology annotation, molecular function: acetylpyruvate hydrolase activity.